Molecule: messenger RNA, 1026 nt
Organism: Didymosphaeria variabile
Lineage: Eukaryota; Fungi; Ascomycota; Dothideomycetes; Pleosporales; Didymosphaeriaceae
Exons: 1
Coding region: 1-1026 (341 amino acids)
Source: RefSeq, a predicted model, not a curated record
AUGCUCAUAUCGAAAAGAUACUCGGAAUGCAUCCACUUCCUGUACUCGCACAAUACGUUCGCCUUUGACGACCCAGCUUGGUUUUACGCCUGGACAAGGUUCCUAAUUCCUCGUAGAGUCCGCCUCAUUACGUCAAUCCACCUUACGCCCGUCUUCGCACGCGAAUGGAGUGAUACUGGGAAGGGACGGUUGUUCAUCCGAAAACAGCCCGACCCAACCGAUGCAAUUCACUACCACCAGUACCUAGAAUCCGCAUUUACUAUUCUCGAGACAAAAUACUUUCUAUCGAUCACGCCGAAACUCAGGUUAGACUUCACAACCAGAUGCGACCUCAUCGUUGGCAAUUUCGUUCCCAAAUUCGUCUACGAGCUGAACCGUUUGCAGACAGCUACGAUCACCCUCGCUUGGCCUGAGGAUCCAGCGACAUACGCACCCGCGGCCGUGGCCCAUACCAGCUACUGGGGGCGAGAAGCGACACUGCCCUCUGAGGAAGACCGUAAGUUCGAACUCAAGGAGAUACCAUGGCAGUCGCCCACUGUACUGAUGGCGUUCUUCAUUCCGUUUGACGUCCAGUGUGUGCACUGCGCAGACUACACCAUCAUUCGCCGCGCAACAAGAGCUUGCGCUGAAGUAUCCUUUCUUCCACUUUCGCUAUCUACUAUGCCGCCUGAAAAUCCCACGCUACCCGACUUCCUCAUGCGAUACUGGACACAUCACGUGUUCUGUGGUGGAUGGAUCGAAUUCCAAUACCACGGCGAGCGAAAGGAGUGGAGCGUGACGCAAGGCGCACAGAGGAUUCCAGAAGAGGACGCGGAUAGACAUCUUGCCUCAAAGGAUGGUCUUGAGAGGCAUUACCCAGUAUUGGGAAACCCGCAUGAGAGGCUGAAGGGUAUCACUGCCUCGUACGUUGUGGGGGGUUUGGCGCCGGGCCGAUGGUCGGUGACUCAUUGGCAUGGGAUAGGGAUGAUGAUUGAUGAGCCGACGAGGGGGGCGUAUUAUCGGAACGUUGGGUGGACGAGGGACUAG